AAAAAAUAAUGCAAAAGUGUUAAAUAAAACAACAGCAAGGUGCAGUCGUCGCCUUUAAGCGCCACUUGAUGCCAUCGUGACACACAAAGGAGAAUCCAUUGAAAAGGCAAUUGGCGGAAAGGAGAACGGGAGGACGGGAGAACGAGGUAACCAGGCGGCGACGGCGGCGAUGACACUGUCGCAUCCAAAGACAUCGCCACCCAGAUGACGGGCAGGCAUCAGCAGCAGCAUCAGCAGCAGCAGCAGCAGGAGGAGCCUAGGAUUCGGGAGCAGAAGCAAAAGCAGAAGCUGAAUCACAACCCCGAGGACAAAACAAACUGAUCAACGUGUCAACGCGUCGAGUAGAAUGCAAAUAGGCGCCAAGAACAGCAGCAGAAGCAGCAACAACCGCCUCCAGCCACCAGAGCCCCAGUCUGAGCCACCCAGAGCCAGUUGCAGCCAGUUGCAUCUAGGCCAACAUGGCGGAUGCGGACGAUAGCAAGAGUGGGAGUGGCAGCGGCGGAAGCGGGAGUGGCGCGGGCAGUGGCCGCGGUAGUGGCGCCGAGUCCCUGCAGCUGCUGACCAAACUGGACAAGGCCGUCUCCACCAACGAUGUCCUGCUGGACCUCCAGCGGGCGCUCACCUACGAGGCCGUCUUCAGCACUCUGGUGGAGCACAAGAUGCAGGCCCUCAAGCGGGACUACGAGGAGCACAAGCGGGCGAAGCGGCGCAAGCGGAAGUCCAUCGGUCGCAUCUUUCUGCCCAGAAAGCUCUUUGGGAGCGGCAGUCGUCGUUCCAGCAGGGAGGAUACCCCGCCAUUGGCGGAGGAGCAGCGCCAGGUGGAGCAAUCCCUACCAGCCACGAGUAGCGGGAAGGCGGGAAGGAGAGCCAAGACAAAAGCCCGCACCCGAAGCGACGACAUCGAGGAGGCCUCCGGUUCACUGGCCAGUCCACCGAGAGCGCAUCCGAAGCGAGCGGAGAACCUGGAGGACAGCCUGGCCAGCACGCUGAGCAACUCCUCGGGAGCCCAGCGGCAGCAGAGGCACAGCCACAGCCUGCUGGUCCGGGCCCAGACCCACACGCCUGCACACCAGGUGGACGUGGAGGCGGAGCGGCGGUCCAUCGGCUCCGAGGGGGAGAUCAGAUCGAGGACCCAGCUCCCCGGCAAACAUUCCACAACGAUCCACAACGGCGAGUCGGACCUACUGCCCCCGAUCUCCGGACACGACAAUACCUCGACGACUGCCACAGCAACUGCCACAGCGACCGCCACGGGGGAGUCGCCUCGAGCGGCGGGGGGAGUCCUGCACAGCUCCACGUUGGCGGACGACAGCCUGACCGCCUCGCUGCACGGCAGCCUCGAGAGCCUCUCGUACAGCAGCUCCCGCUGCACCGUCAGCUUCGGCGGCGCGGAGGUGAUCACCGCCUCUGGAACGGAGGCGGAGUCACGGGAGCGGGCGCGGCUCGCCAAGAGACUGAGGAUCCUGGAGGCCAAGUCGAUCAGCGCCCAGUGCAGCCCCAUCUUCCCCAGGCACGUGGUGCGCUCGUUUCCGCUGCAGUCGCCCCAACAAGCGCGCCUGCAUAUCAAUGUUCCCUCCAGUUUGGCAAAGCCGCAGCAGCAGUUGCAACAACAUCAGCCGCAACCCCACGUGGCCUUGGAGAUCGAGACGCUGCCGGCUCCCCUUCCGCAGCGAAGGCGACUGCUGCCCAAGCAGAUAUCCUGCACGGAAAGCGGGGCGGCUGGAAACUUUGGAGGGGCAGGAGGAGGCGGAGGAGGAGCGGAGGCCUACACCCGGUACUUCUCCCGCCAGAACACCUCGGAGGACAGCGCCAAUGUGACGGUGAGCACGGUGUUGGCCCAAAGCGACUCCCAGUCGCUGCAUGCCACGCCCAGCUACGCAAAUACGCCCCCGGCGAGGGGCAGCAGGAAUCAGGAGCGCCGCAAGUCGCGCAGCACGGGACUCCUGGCUGUCCGUCCGACAUUCGGCGCGGAUCCCGGCGCCGUGGUGAUUCCAAUGGAGGACGGCAGUGAGGAGAGGGCCAGGGCGAGGACUUUGGUGGCCGAAAAACUGCACCGGAUGACCUCCACGUCGACGGGCUCCAGCGUGGCAGCCACCGGCUGCUGCAGUGCGGCGAAGCCGAAGGAGAGGCCGAGCGAAGCCUUCAGGCCGUCCGCGAUGCCCUCCUCCUCCGCGGCAAUGGCAGCGGCCCAGAGCACGGGCAGCGACGACGAGUACCGCCGGCGGAAGCGGAAGUACAAGCGCCAUCAUCGCUGCUCGGAUCCCGCGUUGGUCUAUCCCACGCCCAGCGGUCUCCAGCACUAUGUGCACGUGCUCGGCAUCAAUCCGGACACCCAGCAACCCAUACAAUGCCCGUACGGAGAGGACUCGCCCUGCGACCUGCAGCUGGACAUGGACUUGGACUUGGACCUGGACCUGGAUGCCGAUAAAAUCGACGACCUUGAGCAGAUGGUUCCUAGUGGUCAUCAGCGGCAUCGCCGAAAGCAUCGACAUCGCCACAAAAAGCGACACCGGCACAAAAAACCAAAGAUUUUGGUGCAGGACUUGGACACAGAGGUUGUUAAGGUGAUCGAUCCUCAUGAUUUGUCGCAGCGUGCGCGCUGGACAAUAAUUGCCACCGCCUGUUUGUUGCUGCUCAUGUGCCUGAUGUUGAUCGGUGUUACUUUGCGAAUGGCUCCGAUUAUCGAUGAUAUGGUGCGACAGGAGAACGAGCGGAACUUCCGCGAGAAUCUGGAGCGCACCUGGAUGAUGAAGAACCGCACCGAGAUGAACCUGCAGCGCCAGCAGAUGGAGAUGCAGCUGCAGGUGGGUCCAUGAGCGGAGUCGGAAGGAAGGAGGUGGCACCGCUGCAGCAGAUGCCGCCGGAUGAGAUGUCAGCGCGCACUGGAAAUGUCAGCGGUUGGAAGAAAAACAGGAACCAGAACCAGUUUGUGGCAGGAAGAAGCCGGAGGACCCUUCUUGCCCCGCCCCCUUUGCCCUGCAACUUGCCCCCAAACAACUCCUUUAUGCCCCGCCCUAAUCAAAGUUAUGCGCACAAAAGCUACAAAGAAUAACAGAGAACAACACGAAACCGAAACAAAAGAAAUUGUUAACUAAAAUAUAAUUGAGGAUGGAGCACUCCGAAGUGCUCGGCUAAAGCUAAAGCUAAAGUUAAUGCUAAUUGUAGUUAAGUCCGCCCAGGCGGAAAUCACUUGUUUUAUAUCUAACUGAGAGGUAGACUCCACUUAGAGCAAACAAAAAACAGAAUACGGAGGUCGAAGAAAAUCAAAAGUGAUGCAGUUUAGUUAAUAGUUAAACGUUGUUUAUAGAGUUACUUCGAUGGCAUUUUAAAUGUUAGAUCAAGAAGGUUCUGGUGUCCAAAUUCGCAUACGCAUAAAUUCUCCGAGGGUUCAACAUCACUUGAAAGGAUGGCCUAAAAUUUGCAUACGUAGCUUUUAUUCCGAAAAUCCCAUGUACAAAACUAGUUUGUACGACUUUUUCACAGCACAAUUUCAGACUCAAUUUCAAGUGUGUUUAAACCACAAGAGACUUCCUUAAUUAGUAAAAAUAUUAUGAGUUACUUGGAAUGUUGUUAAAAUGUCUCGUUUGGAAAAGAGCAAAGAAUGGCAAUUAAAAAUUCUGAAAUGAAAUUACUGCAAACUGUUUUGCCUUCCAGCGAAAUUGUUUACCAGAACUGACUCGAUUAUCCUGUAAUUAUUGUGCUUAGGAUAUGAUCUAGUUGAGGCUGCAGGACGACGCCAACUGGAAGGAGCACUUAAGCGAAAGGUUUCGAUUGUUCAGUUGAUUAGCCAAAUGGUUUCAAUUCUUCUUUAGCAGAGCCCUCCCCCUUCGGUUUUUCCCACCCAGCAAACUCCACCGGAAUGGCGUCGACUGGGCAGCUGGCGAGAGAAAAAAGUUGGUCAAUAGUUAUGUCUGAAACUAAGUUGUUAACUGAAAAGUACUCCUAAGUAAAUGUUAAUAGCAAUAAACAACAGAAAGUUUUUGUAUCUCUUAGACGACGUUGAAGAAGAGGCAAGGAGGCGAAGGAAAAGCGCAAGCCGAAGUAUCAAGUAUUCCAAGAAACAUUUUGAGUAAAAAUACGAUUUUCAUAGGUUAACAGUAAUUGUAAAAGAGCAGCAAAGGAACAUUCAAUAGAUUUACUCAUACUCGAAAGAACAACUUGUGCCAAAGAAAACGUAAAAAACAAAUCCUAAAGAGAACCUGCUAGAAAAGCGGCAUAGCGUAAUUAAAUAAAUAAAUAACUAAAUAAUAAUAACGAGGAAGAGUUAGGUAUUUAGCGGAUCGAUGUGAAACUGUUACUUAAGUGCAAAACGAGCUUGUUGUCGAAUUAAUUUUUAAAUGGAUUUAAACUAAGUGAAACUAAGCUAAAUGUUAAAUGUUUUUUUAGGUGUUCAAUGUUACAACUAAUUUGUGGUCGAGCAGCCCAAAAGCAGCUAAAAUUGAUUGCCCAGCCUUCGCCAAAUGAAUAAUUUUACGAACCCGUGCUAACUCAGUUGCAAAGUUUAACGACAAAAUUUAGCUUGAAGCAAACUUCUAUCGGUUUCAGCCAACAGAGCGUUGAAGGCUUGAAUCCCAAGUUGUGAACGCACUUCCCUGUCAGCCCAUUCUCUCUGCCCAAUUAACAAUUAGCCGGAAAUGUAUUUUCAAGCGCACAUGUGUUUUCUAUUUCUAAUUCUCGCCCGAUUGCACAAAGGCAAUUUAAUAGGUUUUUGGAUUCUGGCGUUAAAUCAAUGCGAGAUCCAGAGAUAACAGAAUUAGUUUGUGUCCACAAAGUUUGCAAUUUUAUAUAUGUACCUGCACAAACCACAAACAUUAUAUAAACAACAAAGGAAACAUUGUAAGUUUUGGCCAACCAAACGCUCUCACAUACAGAGGAAACCUUGCUUUUGAAGGUAAAACAUUUUAGUUAGGUAAAUAAAUAUUAUUUUUAAUUUUGAAAAGUGACAGUUUGCCGAAACCAUUCAUCGAACUUAUUUCCCCUCAUAAAGUUCUUAAGUUGAAACGCCUUGCAACGCAGUACACAAAUUAAUUACGUUUUGGGGCUGUUGGAAAGCGGGGAAGGAGGAGUUCAACGAUAGGCAGGACAAAAACAAAUGGAAAGCUUUAAACUAGCUCAAUAAAUUGUAACUUUAAACAUUUAAUCUACUUAGAGCGGAUCGUUGUUAAAUGCAAUGCAAGUACGUCGAAGACAAAGACUCCCACACCUCAUUCAGAUUUGUAAGAUUUGCAUUUCGGUCUAGGAAUCAAUUUCGUAUUUGACCAGACACAGAGGCUAAACACAUUCAAAUUUACGCAAGGAAACCGCAAAGCAUAUUUAAUAUAAACAAUCAAGCAAAACAUUGUACUUAGUAAUUGCAUUUAACAUGAGGGGCGGAGGAUAUUUACUAGGUUCGCAUUAUUGAUUUAACUGCAUGCUUAAACUAACGAAAGUAAACGGGGUAUCAACUGAACGGCGGCAAAACAAAAACCCUAAUUAAAACAAUACAACUAACGUCUGUAAUUAUGGCUAGCUAAGUGUAAAAAUGUAAGCUGAAUUAUUAUACAACCAACUACAAUCGAAGCAAGAAAAUUGAUGUAAUUGAAAUACUCGUAACGUUUUAGGGCAAAAUACCAAUGAAUAAUGAAUAAUGACACAGGUUUAACACGAACACGCAGCAAGAAUAAAUUAAUGAAUAACGAAAUUAUUUCUCGAGAAAAAAUCAAACUUUUUAGCCUUUGAACGAGAGACUUUUGGUGCCCAAUCCAGUUUGAGCAAUUAUUUACAAGUGAAAAAAAAAUAACGAAACAGAACACACAGAAAGACACACACAACAACAGAUCCACACACACAAGCAGGUGUAUUGUACAUAGAACAACAAACCAAAUGAGUAAAUACCAAGUAGGUACAUAAAUAAAUAAUGAGAAGGCUUAUCCAAGAAAAUCAACAUUAAAUAAAUUAACAACGGAAAUCAAACAAAAACAGGUAAUACUUCAACUUGUGCGCAAGGAAUCAACUUUUACUGUUAAUUGUUGCUGGCAAUGCAAAACGCAGAGCCAACCGAAAACGAAAAUUACAAAAAUAAACCACGAAAAUGCAAACCAAAUAUAUUUAAAAAUACAUUUGAACGCCUUCAGCGUUUUAUUCAUCAAGCAAGAAAUGUUGAAUCGAAAGAAAAACGUCAAACAAAAGCCAUACAAGCGAUAAAUCAAUUUGUGUCACCUGUGUAGUAAGUAUAUCUCAGUAUUUGUAACUGAAAAUGAAAAUGCGUUGAAGUUCUGGCAUGAACCACAACCACAACAAAGAAAAAUCAAAUGAAAAUAAACUGAAUUUACAAGUGAA
Messenger RNA from Drosophila ficusphila, 6318 nucleotides. Its product is annotated as pneumococcal serine-rich repeat protein. Lineage: Eukaryota; Metazoa; Arthropoda; Insecta; Diptera; Drosophilidae. The record is from RefSeq and is a predicted model, not a curated record.